AUGAGUAAAAAAAGUGGUUCAAGUGCUGGUGGUGGUGGUGGCGGUGGCAACAAUAAAAAUAAUAAUGACAAUGUGACAGGAAAUGAAUUCAUUUUUCCUGGUGAACGUCUUUUAAAUGAAGUUAUGAAUGAACAUCCAGGUGAAUUAUGUCGUACCGGUUCACCGGCAAUCAUUUGUACACCAUUACCAAUACAUUGGCGUUCGAAUAAAACAUUGCCAAUUUCAUUUAAAGUGAUUGCAUUAUGUGAAGUAAAUGAUGGUACAUUAGUUACUGUACGUGCUGGUAAUGAUGAAAAUUGGUCCGGUGAAUUAAGGAAUUCAUCGGCAAUCAUUAAGAAUCAGGUGGCCAAAUUUAAUGAUUUACGUUUUGUUGGCCGUUCAGGACGAGGAAAAAGUUUUUCACUUACAAUCACUGUGGCAACAAAUCCACCACAAGUGGCUACAUAUAUGAAAGCGAUCAAAGUUACUGUUGAUGGUCCACGUGAACCAAGAAGUAAGACAAGUCUAUUGAAUCAUUGUUGGCCAUAUCCCGGUGCUCAUCAUCAUCAUCAUCAUCAUCAUUCUACACAUCCAUCAUCCGUACAUCGAGUACAUCAUGCAUUAAAUGCAAAUACCGCAAAUGUAAACGCUGCAACAGGUGCCCAAUUACAUGCUAGUUUUUUGAAUGCAGCGGCAGCCGCUGCUGCCGCUGCUUCUUCUGCUGGUCAUCCUCAACCGAUUGCGGCAUCUAUUCAUCCAACAACACAUCUACCACCUCCACCACCACCACCAUUUCGUGCAUUAGCAAAUGCAAUUUUUGGUGCUGCAGCUGCUGCUGGUCAUCAUCAUCAUCAACAUUCAUCAAAUCCAGUACAAAUAUCACCAUCUAAGGUGGCAACAGGUGGAAUAUUAACACCGGUAGCUACUAAUAAUGCAUCACCUGUACCUUUGAUCACACAUACAGGUACCGGUACCGGUUCAACAACAACAACAACAACACCCACAAUAAUUGGUACAAAUGAAACAAUGAUACCAGGAUCUUAUAUGGCUGCAGUUGCAGCUGCUCAAGAAUGGCGUUUAGCAGCCAAACAAAUGGUUAUGCAACAUUCUUAUGCAAAACUUUUACAACAACAACAAAGACCGGAUAUAAUGAUUGAAAAUGGAAACAACGUAUUUCCAUCAUUAUCACCAAUUCAUCAUCAUCAGCAACAACAACAACAACAACAAUGGAAUAGUAUUAAACAGGCAAUGGCAGCUGUUGCAUUAGUACAUGCAUCAUCUACAAAUAUUAAUCAUUCAAAUGCAAUAAUAGCAUCAAAAUCAUCAACCAUAACCAAAUCGAAUGAUAUUGAUGAUGAUGAUGAUGAUAAUGAUAAUGAAACCGGUGUUAAA
This is a messenger RNA of Dermatophagoides farinae (American house dust mite), 1371 nucleotides long. RefSeq lists its product as uncharacterized. Gene Ontology annotation, biological process: regulation of DNA-templated transcription. The record is from RefSeq and is a predicted model, not a curated record. NCBI's taxonomy places the organism in Eukaryota, Metazoa, Arthropoda, Arachnida, Sarcoptiformes, Pyroglyphidae. Gene Ontology annotation, molecular function: RNA polymerase II cis-regulatory region sequence-specific DNA binding; DNA-binding transcription factor activity, RNA polymerase II-specific; ATP binding. Gene Ontology annotation, cellular component: nucleus.